Molecule: messenger RNA, 780 nt
Organism: Brassica oleracea var. oleracea
Lineage: Eukaryota; Viridiplantae; Streptophyta; Magnoliopsida; Brassicales; Brassicaceae
Exons: 2
Coding region: 1-780 (259 amino acids)
Biological process (GO): DNA integration
Molecular function (GO): RNA-DNA hybrid ribonuclease activity; nucleic acid binding
Source: RefSeq, a predicted model, not a curated record
AUGGCCUUAGCCGUCGUCACCUCGGCCAGAAAACUGCGACCCUACUUUCAGUCGCACACGAUCAAAGUACUGUCCAACCAACCACUCCGAACGGUUAUGCAGAAUACUAACCAGUCAGGACGGUUGACUAAAUGGGCGAUGGAGCUGAGCGAACAUGACAUCGUGUACAAGAAUCGCACAGCAGCAAAGUCACAGGUCCUUGCCGACUUCUUGAUCGAGUUAACACCAGAGCUGGAGCAAGACCUCAUCCUACCAAGUUUAAACUGGAUCCUACACGUCGACGGUUCAUCCACGAGUAAAGCGUCGGGGGCAGGAGUGCAACUGCAAUCACCAACUGGAGAACUCAUCCGGCAGUCAUUCAGCUUUGGUUUUGCGGCGUCAAACAACGAAGCUGAGUACGAAUCCCUCAUCGCAGGGCUCCGUCUCGCCAAGGCAGUGAAAGCCAAAAGAAUCAGUGCUUACUGCGACUCUCAACUUGUCGUAAGCCAGUACCUCAGCGAUUACGACGUCCAUUACGUCACCAAAUGGGUUGAAGCCGAAGCCUACGCCAGCAUCACCGACAAGGAGGUGCAAAACUUCGUCUGGAAGAACAUAAUCUACCGACAUGGGCUCCCAUACGAGAUCAUUACAGAGAACGGUUCACAAUUCAUCUCCCAUCAUUUCAAGGGAUUCUGCGACAGAUGGCGAAUUCGACUCAACAUGUCGACCCCGAGAAACCCGCAAAGUAACGGCCAAGCCGAGUCGACGAACAAGACCAUCAUCGACGGUCUGAAGAAAUGA